AAAUAAAAUGUGGAUAAGGCCCAAAAGCAAAGAGAGAAGAAAAAAUCUUGUGCGUGAUGGAAGUGAAGCUGAGCCAGAAAACACGUCUCUCUCUCCCUCUUCCCAAUCCAACAUCAACAAAUUUUCUAUCUUUCCCUCAUGGUUGCUGUUUGAAAUCGGGGAUCAACAUCAAGUUAUCUACGAAGAAGCAUUUUAAAGGUCUUUCAGAGAGCCGUAGAUUUCAUGUUGUGGAGAUUUCAAAGCCAAAGGUUCUAUGCUCCAACAAGCACUACUUGAUUCAUGUGGUCAAAAGGGGUGAAACAUUUAAUUCAAUUUCAAGGCUGUAUGGGGUGUCUAUUCCUUCACUUGCAGCUGCUAAUGAAAAUGUAUUGGAUGCUGACCUUCUUCUUAAAGGCCAGCUCCUUUACAUUCCUGCUUUUGCCACCACAGACACUCAAAUGUAUCAGAUCAAGAAACGUAGAUUUCCUAGCUUUAGCCAUCAAGGAAGACUCAAAGGUUCUCUGAACAUCUUGGGUGGGGUUUUGAACCAAAAGUCCUUUGUCAUGCUAACUACCCAUGCUUUGCCACAUGCUAAAUCCACUGGUUAUUUUCUAGUUCUGGUUCCUCUUAUUGCAUUUUGCAUCAGAUGCAUAGUUGGUGCCUUCCACACUGGAGUUUUUAGAGAUACGAGACAACAAACUUUGGAUAAAUCAAGGAGUCAUGAUGGGCCCAGGGGUAUGCGAUGGAAAUAUGCCCUGAGUGAUAUUGAGGAUCCUAAACUUGACCCUGGAUCAAGUAUAGAAUCCAAUAAUACUUCUGAGGAUCAAGAGCAAAAUUUAUAUGAAGAUAUGUCUCGUGCUUACAGCAAACUUGAACAUGAUUAUGAAAAGUUUCUAUCAGAAUGUGGAAUGAGCAAAUGGGGAUACCGUCGAGGAGGCUUUCGUCGAUGAGGGCACUAUAGUCUUUGGAAUGAAGGUCAUCUGCAGAAACUGAAUGCCUUUGUACAGAGUAAAUUUAUUUUCAUUGCCUUUUCUUCCCUCAUAUGUAUAUAUAAUGGUUGAAUUAUUUAAAUUGUGUUGAGGUUUAGGAUUAUUUUUAUUAAAGGUGUUUACAUAAUAAUCUUCUGUUCAAAGAAAUGAUUCAUCGAAAUAAUAAGCCACCAUUAGGCCA
This is a messenger RNA of Manihot esculenta (cassava), 1149 nucleotides long. RefSeq lists its product as uncharacterized. Bases 57 to 929 code for a protein of 290 amino acids. Lineage: Eukaryota; Viridiplantae; Streptophyta; Magnoliopsida; Malpighiales; Euphorbiaceae. The record is from RefSeq and is a predicted model, not a curated record. The transcript is spliced from 7 exons.